AUGGCGGAUCCUCUGAGCAUUACUGCCUCGGUGCUGGCUGUUAUUGCAGCUGCUAUCCAGUCGACGCAGUCGCUCUACGAAACUGUCAAAUGCUUCAGAGAUCGCGACAGAACUCUACACAGGCUUCAAAAUGAGCUUGAAGACCUCGCCAAGAUUUUGGGCUCAUUGACAGAAGUGACCAGUGCCGAGACGUCAAUGUUCGAGCUUCUUCAAAGUCCUAUUGGCCGAUGCGGCCAGGUUUGUGGCGAGUUCAAACAGUCAUUGGAAGCUUUCAGUCAAAAUUCAAAGAUGGGUGUUCGAGAUUGGACAAAGAUGGAAUUUAUGAGAGGCGACAUCGAUGACUUCAUAAAUGUUGUCGCAGGGUAUAAGUCGACGAUCUCUAUUGGUCUAUGCGCUAUUACUAUGGAUACCACCAAGGUCUCCCGCCAAGCUCUUCAAGACUAUAAUGAGCUGAUCCAAGACACAGCAUAUAAUCUCGAAGUCAAUUUACAACGAGUUAAUGAGAAAAUGUCGCGGUUUAUUCUCGACAACAUAAAUACCUUGGACAUCAGCAUUGAUAUUAAUGACGAGAAAGAGGUGGCCAAAAAGUGUCUUCGUAUUUGUGAAGACGUAAGGUCUUGUAUUGAAUCCCGGGCAAAUCGAGAAUCCUUUAUAUUACAAGAGCGGCCUCAAAACGCCACUGAAGAUGACAUGCAAACUUGCUUCGAAGCGCAGGCGCUUACGCGUCAAGUGCUAGAGGAAAGUCGCGAUAGCUUCACACAGGUCAUCGGUCGCCUUCAGAAACGCCUAGAGUCUCUACUUCCAAAUAUGAACCCUGGAGACGACAAUGAGAGGUUACGAUUACAGCAUGAUAUCAAUACUUCGAAGCAAUGCCUGGAGACCAAGCAGUGGUGA
Molecule: messenger RNA, 894 nt
Organism: Penicillium cinerascens
Lineage: Eukaryota; Fungi; Ascomycota; Eurotiomycetes; Eurotiales; Aspergillaceae
Exons: 3
Coding region: 1-894 (297 amino acids)
Source: RefSeq, a predicted model, not a curated record